This is a messenger RNA of Eimeria maxima, 534 nucleotides long. Its product is annotated as 60S ribosomal protein L10a, putative. Gene Ontology annotation, biological process: translation. The transcript has 6 exons. Lineage: Eukaryota; Apicomplexa; Conoidasida; Eucoccidiorida; Eimeriidae. Gene Ontology annotation, molecular function: RNA binding; structural constituent of ribosome. The record is from RefSeq and is a predicted model, not a curated record. Bases 1 to 534 code for a protein of 177 amino acids. Gene Ontology annotation, cellular component: large ribosomal subunit.
AUGAGCAAGCUAAGCCAGGAGACCCUCAACGCGGCCAUUGCCUCCAUUUUGAAGGGGUCGCAGGAGAAGAAGAGGAAGUUUGUGGAGACCAUUGAGUUGCAGAUCAGCUUAAAGGACUAUGACACCCAGAGAGAUAAGCGUUUCUCUGGCUCUGUGCGUCUGCCACACGUGCCUCGUGCCAAGUCCAAGGUUUGUGUGAUUGGCGAUGCCGUACAUAUGGAGGAGGCAAAGGCUUUAGGCCUCGACUGUAUGGACAUUGAGGCCCUCAAGAAGAUUAACAAAAAUAAAAAGAUCGUCAAGAAGUUGGCACGCAAAUAUGACGCGUUUUUAGCAUCACAAGCCUUAAUACCACAGAUACCUCGUUAUUUAGGUCCUGGUCUAAACAAAGCAGGAAAAUUCCCAACACUAAUUACUCAUCAAGAUAAAAUUGAAGAUAAAAUUCUUGAAGUCCGAUCCUCCGUCAAAUUUCAACUCAAAAAAGUGCUCUGUAUGGGUGUAGCCGUAGCCAAUGUAGAGAUGACAGAGGCACAGUAG